AUGUAUCGUGCGCUGAUUGCUACCAUCGUCCUGAUUGCUGCCGUGGCCGCCGGCCCCCUGGAUCACCUGCACCAGCAGCACCCGGACGCUCAUGCCUCGAUCCUCAAGUACGAGAAUGUCCUGCAGGACGAUGGCCACUACCAUUGGAACUACGAGACGAGCAACGGAAUCGCUGCCCACGAGGAGGGCCUUGGUGGCCACACUGCCAACGGAGCGUUUUCGUACACCGGACCCGAUGGUGUGCUGUACCGUGUGACGUAUGUCGCUGACGAGGGCGGCUUCCGGCCGCAGGGCGAUCACCUACCGACGCCGCCACCUACUCCGGAGCACGUGUUCCAGACUCUGGAGCAGAUCCGCGCUAACCCGCCCAAGGACCAGAAGGACUUCAGCCUCGAGGCUCUCGAUGCCACGAUCGCCCGGCUGCGCCAACACUAA
Molecule: messenger RNA, 435 nt
Organism: Anopheles cruzii
Lineage: Eukaryota; Metazoa; Arthropoda; Insecta; Diptera; Culicidae
Product: cuticle protein CP14.6-like
Exons: 1
Coding region: 1-435 (144 amino acids)
Cellular component (GO): chitin-based extracellular matrix
Molecular function (GO): structural constituent of chitin-based larval cuticle
Source: RefSeq, a predicted model, not a curated record